Molecule: messenger RNA, 1062 nt
Organism: Camellia sinensis
Lineage: Eukaryota; Viridiplantae; Streptophyta; Magnoliopsida; Ericales; Theaceae
Source: RefSeq, a predicted model, not a curated record
AUGAUAUUGACUUCAUUUUCAUCAUCUUCUUCUUCUUCAUCUUCUUCUGAUGAUGAAUCUGAUGAUGAACAUAUCGUCACACUUUUAGGAGCUUAUGAGCAGAACAAUACUAAUAUGUUUCAGAUUCUGAAGAGUGAUAGCUCGAAGAAGGUAGGUGGUUCUGUUGUAGGUCAUAGGUAUAUACACAGAAAUAGAAGGCAGGGUCACGAUAGAUUGUUUGGAGAUUAUUUUGCUGCAAAUCCUGUGUAUUCACCUACAGUAUUUCGGAGACGUUUUCGAAUGCAUCAUCCUUUAUAUCUACAAAUUUUGAAUGCAAUCCAAGCACACAAUUCAUAUUUUCUUCAAAAACAAGAUGCAACUUAUGUACUUGGAUUAUCUCCCCUACAAAAAAUGACUUUAGCGAUGAGAAUAUUGUCAUAUGGUGUUGCAGCAGAUGCAGUUGAUGAUUACAUAUGUAUCGGAGAAAGUACUGCAAUUCAAAGUUUGCAACAAUUUUGUAAUUCAGUGAUUGAAAUAUUUGGUGAAGAAUAUCUGAGAUCUCCAACACCAACUGACAUUGCUAGAUUACUUGCUAUUGGAGAGGGAGCAAAGAGACAACAUUUUGCAAUGAUGCAAGAGUCUGCCAGGAAAGAAGUAGAGCGAGCAUUCGGAGUCCUUCACUCUCGAUUCGCAAUUAUAGGUGGUGUUGGAGCAAAGAGACAACAUUUUGCAAUGAUGCAAGAGUCUGCCAGGAAAGAAGUAGAGCGGGCAUUCGGAGUCCUUCACUCUCGAUUCGCAAUUAUAGGUGGUGCUGUAUGUUUUUGGGAUUCGAAAAUGCUUGCCAACAUAAUGAAGACUUGUAUUAUUUUACAUAAUAUGAUUGUCGAAGAUGAGAGGGAGAAGCACCUUGACUUCAAUUAUGAAAUUUCAUCAACCAACACACCAGUGCAACUUUUCUCUACUCCUACGAAUGACUUCCAAACAUUUUUGUCUUGUCAUUUAGGUAUUAGAGAUAAGGAUGCAUAUCACGCCCUCCGUAAUGAUUUAGUAGAACAUAUGUGGCAUCUUCAUGGUGAACACUAA